This is a messenger RNA of Heterocephalus glaber (naked mole-rat), 3474 nucleotides long. RefSeq names its product neuralized E3 ubiquitin protein ligase 1 (gene Neurl1). Gene Ontology annotation, molecular function: ubiquitin protein ligase activity. Gene Ontology annotation, cellular component: postsynaptic density; plasma membrane. Gene Ontology annotation, biological process: negative regulation of Notch signaling pathway. The record is from RefSeq and is a predicted model, not a curated record. Lineage: Eukaryota; Metazoa; Chordata; Mammalia; Rodentia; Bathyergidae.
CUCAGUGUGGGUGGACGCUGGGAGGCGGGUGUGCGCGUGUGCGUGUGUGGCCGCCCCGGCUGGGUGUGUGCGUGCGGGAGGGGUCGCUCAGCCCUGCCAUGCCUGCCAGCCCCAGGGGUAGGGCUGGGGGAGGAGGAGGGAGCUGAUGUCUGGGGCUGCUUGGUGACGGUGACGAGGCUGACCAGCCAACGGAGGUGGCCGCACUGCCUGCUGCUUGCGAUGGGGGGACAGAUCACCCGGAGCACCCUCCACGACGCCUUCGGGGGCCCCUUCCCCACCACUUCUCAUCGAUGCCACCACAAGCAGAAGCACUGCCCCCCGGUGCUGCCCAGUGUGGGGCUCCCGGCCGCGCCGCUGCUCUUCCACCCACACACCAAGGGCUCCCAGAUCCUCAUGGACCUCAGCCACAAGGCCGUCAAGAGGCAGGCCAGCUUCUGCAACGCCAUCACCUUCAGCAACCGCCCGGUGCUCGUCUACGAGCAAGUCAGGCUCAAGAUCACCAAGAAGCAGUGCUGCUGGAGCGGGGCCUUGCGGCUGGGCUUCACGAGCAAGGACCCGUCCCGCAUCCACCCCGACUCGCUGCCCAAGUACGCCUGCCCCGACCUGGUGUCCCAGAGCGGCUUCUGGGCCAAGGCGCUGCCUGAGGAGUUUGCCAACGAGGGCAACGUCAUCGCCUUCUGGGUGGACAGGAAGGGCCGUGUCUUCUACCGCAUCAACGACUCAGCUGCCAUGCUCUUCUUCAACGGGGUGCGCACGGCCGACCCACUCUGGGCCCUGGUGGACGUCUACGGCCUCACACGGGGCGUGCAGCUGCUAGACAGCGAGCUGGUGCUGCCCGACUGCCUGCGGCCGCGCUCCUUCACCGCGCUGCGCCGGCCGUCCCUGCGGCGCGAGGCGGACGACGCGCGCCUGUCCGUGAGCUUGUGCGACCUCAACGUGCCAGGCAACGACGCCGACGAGGUGGCGCCGGCCGCCGGCUGCCCGAUUCCGCAGAACUCGCUCAACUCGCAGCACAGCCGAGCGCUGCCCGCGCAGCUGGACGGCGACCUGCGCUUCCACGCGCUGCGCUCGGGCGCGCACCUCCGCGUGCUGGAUGAGCACACCGUGGCGCGCCUGGAGCACGGGCGCGACGAGCGCGCGCUCGUCUUCACCAGCCGGCCCGUGCGCGUGGCCGAGACCAUCUUCGUCAAGGUCACGCGGUCCGGUGGAGCACGGCCCGGUGCGCUCUCCUGGGGCGUGACCUCGUGCGACCCCGGCACCCUUCGGCCCUCCGACUUGCCCAGCGGUGCCGAGGCGCUGGCUGACCGCGAGGAGCUCUGGGCCGUGUGCCGCGUGCCCGGGCCGCUGCACAGCGGCGACAUCCUGGGCCUGGUGGUCACCGCCGACGGCGAGCUGCACCUGAGCCACAACGGCGCGCCCGCGGGCAUGCAGCUGUGCGUGGACGUCUCGCGGCCGCUCUGGAUGCUCUUCGGCCUGCACGGCGCCAUCUCGCAGGUCCGCAUCCUCGGCUCCACCGUCCUGGCUGAGCGGGGCGUCCCGUCGCUGCCCAGCUCCUCGGCCUCCACGCCGACCUCGCCCGGCGCCCCGGGUGGCCACCUCUCCGAUCUGCUGCUCAGCCCGCGCAGCCCCGGGCCUCUGGGCAGCCCUGCCGGGGGGACAGCCCCCGACUCGCCGGUGAGCCUGCCGGAGUCCCCCGUGACCCCGGGCGUGGGCCAGUGGAGCGACGAGUGCACCAUCUGCUACGAACACGCGGUGGACACGGUCAUCUACACGUGCGGCCACAUGUGCCUCUGCUAUGCCUGCGGCCUGCGCCUCAAGAAGGCCCUCCAUGCCUGCUGCCCCAUCUGCCGCCGCCCCAUCAAGGACAUCAUCAAGACCUAUCGCAGCUCCUAGCCUGCUGCGGCGCCCACUCGGCGCGCCCACCUCUGCAGACUUCAGCCCAGUUCUAGCCGAGGGGCAAGCCAGCAGGCCCUCUUCUCACCUUGGCAACUCUUUCUCCUUUUCCACUAAACGUGGGAAUCUGAGGCCCCUGAAGGCUGGAGCACAGAAGGGGUCAGGGGCAGGGCAGCGGGGCAGGAACACCUCACUCCUGAGGGCGGGCGGAAGCUGCGCUCUCCCCAGCUCCUCCCUGUGCGCCAAUUUAGGCUCAAGUUGGGGUCUCAGCCUGUCCUAAACCUUCCCCAUCAGGGCGGACUUCUCGGUCCCUGUCGUCCGUGUGGUGAGAACUAGCAGCGUGUACCUUCCUGUGGGCAGACUCAGACGAGCCCGAGCCCGAGCCCCUGGCCGGGGCAGUGGGGAGGGACUGGGUUUUAGCCUCCCUGGGCUCCCUCAGCCGACUGUCCCUGAGCCCUGAGCAGGUCGCAGUCUCUCCGCAGAACCCAGGCGGGCAGCUCUGCAGUUGCCGUCUAGCCCUCCGGCCUGCGCCACCCCUCCUCCGACCUUUCCUCCUCACCAUGGCGAUGGCGCCAGGCCUCUCCCCCCCGGGCAGCGGAGCCUCCGGGAUGGGUGGGUGGGCAGUCUUGGGCAGCCCCUCCUGGGCUCAGCCCCCGGCCCAGUCAUCUCCCUGGGUGCUGUUGCCCACGCUGCCCUUGGGUGUGGCGGUCAGGGCUUGUGGGAGCAGCACUGCGGCUGCCCUGGGGCCUGUGUCCCCUCAGAGGUAGAAGAGCCCCGAGGCGCUGGGCGGGGCGGGGCGGGGCGGGGCGGGGCUCCUCUGGGCUACCCGCAGCCCUUUCCUUUAAUUUAUUUAUUUAUUGGCUCCUGGGCUUUGCUCCUGCGAGUUCCCGUCCCUGGGCCCCAGAAGAGCUGGUGAAGGUGGCGGCAGAGGCGGCUGCCACCCCAAAUCUCCCCUGCCCUGGCUUGGCGCUCCAGCCUGAGGGCCGGGGAGGGAGGCGCCCAGCACAUCGUGUCCAUUUUCAGAGAAGCAGGCUGUCUCCUUGGCAACCAGGGCUGAGGGGUCAUGCCGAGCAUGAAGCGCACCCUGGGGACCCGUCUCCGUCUCCGGAGGGCAGCAAGUGCUCUUGGGCAGGGCUCUGCUGCCUGGCUCCCAGCAUGCAGCAGGAGGCUCUGGCCUCCCAGCCCCUCCCUUGGCAAGCAGGGUAUGGAGUUCUGGUCCUGGCUGGGCAGCAGCCCUAAACCUCAGGUCCCCCUGUGCCACAUGGCUGUUUGGGACGGGGCAGGCUCUUGGGGUGGCUCUGGGGCUCCUCAGUGGGGCUGCCCAGGGUGCGAUGCGACGGGGUCUCUGGGCCAGGCCUCAGUGUGCCAGCCUCAGGGGGCUGGGCAGGACAGCGUGGCACUCCUGUGAGAGGCUGGAGCCAAGGAGGGGUGUCCUGGGGACGAGGUCGCCAGUGCAGGGGCUGCCUGGCCCCUGGCAAGAGAAGCAGCCAUCACCCAUUCUGUCAGUGCUGGGUUGUUGAUGCCUCGUUGUGAGCUCGGGUUGCUGUGAUGUGAAUAAAGGUGAUUUCAUACCAGCCUGAA